This is a messenger RNA of Xiphophorus maculatus (southern platyfish), 4363 nucleotides long. Its product is annotated as phosphatidylinositol 4,5-bisphosphate 3-kinase catalytic subunit alpha isoform-like. Gene Ontology annotation, molecular function: 1-phosphatidylinositol-3-kinase activity; 1-phosphatidylinositol-4-phosphate 3-kinase activity. The transcript has 27 exons. Bases 817 to 4041 code for a protein of 1074 amino acids. The record is from RefSeq and is a predicted model, not a curated record. Gene Ontology annotation, biological process: cell migration; phosphatidylinositol-mediated signaling; phosphatidylinositol-3-phosphate biosynthetic process. Gene Ontology annotation, cellular component: phosphatidylinositol 3-kinase complex, class IA; plasma membrane; phosphatidylinositol 3-kinase complex, class IB. Lineage: Eukaryota; Metazoa; Chordata; Actinopteri; Cyprinodontiformes; Poeciliidae.
CAUAAUGCUGACUAGAAAUUGAUUUUACACCUUUGUUUUAGCGCCCCCUCUAGCGCAGCGCCCCUGUGCCCAGGCUUUGCGCCGCUGUUUCCAGUGAUUGCCUUAGUCUGAAGGUAAAACUGAAUCGACACGUCAUUGGCUCUCACUCUGGCUGUGUUUGUGUGUAUUUUAAAGGAAGGAAGGGAGGAGGAGACAGCGUGGAAGUGGAAGUGGACGAAGCUUUUGUCGCAGUAACACAACUUCUCCAGUCGGGCAGCUGCUUUUCUACAACACAUCCUCCAACGGUCGAGUCCGUCCGUCCGUCCGAGUCGACAUGCCGCCGGUCAGUCUGCGCUCUCCGUGACCCCGGGAGGGUGAGAGUGAGCUCGGCUUGCUUGUCACUGAACGCUGGCGCGGAAGCGAAAGGCUCGGCGGUUGGGGAAAGACCGACACCUCCCUGCGUCUUUCCCGGCGCCGGGCAGACACGAACCCCGGAUCGGCCGCAGGGAACCAACCGCAACGGCGGUUAGCUGGGAAGCUAACAGGCAUAUAAACCGAGGAUAUCCGUUCAGUUGAGCUUUGAAUAGAAAGCAGCGGCGACGGCGUGAAAAUGGAUUAAAAAUGAAGGGCGGGACUGUCUAAUCAUCCAAAUAGGAGGGCAUCUCUCUCUCUGUCAAAGGAAACUAGAUUAAAUAUUAUCCAUUUAUGGACCCGGAUCUCUUCCCAGAACCCAUCCAGGAGACAGAAAGUUAAACACCAUAAAUACCGCUGAUAUUCUGAGGGAAGGUAGCUCUCUUCAGCUUACCUGUGCAGCAGAGCUGAGAGACAGAGCAGAAGAUGCCUCCAAGGCCGUCCUCAGGGGAGCUAUGGGGCAUCCACCUGAUGCCCCCAAGGAUCCUAGUGGACUGCCUGCUGCCCAAUGGGAUGAUUCUGACCUUGGAGUGUCUCCGAGAGGCCACGCUAAUCACCAUCAAGCAUGAGUUGUUCAAGGAGGCCAGAAAAUAUCCCCUCCAUCACCUCCUGCAGGAGGAAACCUCCUACAUUUUUGUCAGUGUUACACAGGAAGCUGAGCGGGAGGAGUUCUACGAUGAGACUCGAAGGCUGUGUGACCUUCGACUCUUCCAGCCUUUCCUCAAAGUGAUUGAGCCAGUCGGCAACAGAGAGGAAAAGAUCCUGAACAGAGAGAUCGGUUUUGCCAUUGGCAUGCCUGUGUGUGAGUUCGACCUGGUGAAGGACCCAGAGGUCCAGGACUUCAGGAGAAACAUCCUGAAUGUUUGUAAAGACUCUGUGGAGCUGAGAAACGCCAGCGGUCCCCACAGCAGAGCGCUGUACGUUUACCCCCCCAGCGUCGAGUCGACACAGGAACUUCCCAAACACAUCUAUAGCAAACUGGACAAAGGUCAGAUUAUUGUUGUAAUAUGGGUGAUCGUUUCCCCAAACAAUGACAAGCAAAAGUAUACACUAAAGAUCAACCAUGACUGUGUGCCGGAACAGGUGAUUGCAGAGGCCAUUCGCAAGAAGACGCGCAGCAUGCUGUUGUCCCCAGAGCAGUUGAAGAUGUGUGUUCAAGAAUAUCAGGGCAAAUACAUCCUCAAAGUUUGUGGCUGUGACGAAUACCUGCUGGAAAAGUAUCCUAUAAGCCAGUACAAGUACAUCCGUAGUUGCAUCAUGUUGACCAGGAUGCCAAACCUGAUGCUAAUGGCUAAGGACAGCCUGUACACUCAGCUGCCUACUGAUAACUUCGUCAUGCCAUCAUACUCUCGACGUAUCUCCACGGCAACGUCGUACAUGAAUGGAGAGGCUUCGUCCAAGUCGCUGUGGAGCAUCAAUGGGACUCUGCGAAUACGAAUCCUCUGCGCCACCUACGUCAACGUGAACAUACGGGACAUAGACAAGAUUUAUGUGAGGACUGGAAUUUACCACGGAGGUGAACAAAUGUGUGACAACGUCAACACACAGAGAGUACCCUGCUCUAAUCCCAGGUGGAAUGAGUGGCUCCCGUAUGACAUGUACAUCCCGGACAUCCCCCGAGCUGCCAGGCUCUGCCUCUCCAUCUGCUCUGUUAAAGGCAGAAAGGGAGCCAAGGAGGAACACUGUCCACUAGCUUGGGGCAACAUUAACCUAUUUGACUACACUCACACUCUGGUGGCCAACAAGAUGGCUCUGAACCUCUGGCCAGUCCCUCAUGGCCUUGAAGACCUCCUCAACCCAAUAGGAGUCACUGGAUCUAAUCCCAAUAAGGAAACGCCAUGUCUGGAGCUGGAGUUUGACCACUUCAGCUGUCCUGUCAAAUACCCAGACAUGAAUGCAGUGGAAGAUCAUGCAAACUGGAUCAUCUCCAGGGAACUGGGGUUUAACUUCAAUCUCUCAGUCAACCACUCGGGAACUCAACAGAGCAGUCGGGUGGCCAGAGAUCACGCCCUGACGGAAAGCGACAGCGAACAGAUGCGACAGCUGAGUAACAGGGACCCUCUGUCUGAAAUCACUGAGCAGGAGAAAGACUUCCUCUGGAGACACAGGCAUUACUGUAUGAACAUCCCAGAGAUCCUUCCCAAGAUACUUCUUGCUGUCAAAUGGAACUCCAGAGAUGAUGUAGCGCAGAUGUAUUGUUUGUUGAAGGAAUGGCCAUCGAUCCGUCCAGAACAGGCCAUGGAGCUGCUGGACUGUAAUUACCCAGACCCCAUGGUCAGACACUUCGCUGUACGCUGCCUUGACAAAUACUUGACCGACGAUAAACUCUCCCAGUACCUUAUCCAGCUUGUUCAGGUAUUAAAAUACGAGCAGUAUCUUGACAGUCCGCUAGCUCGCUUUCUCCUCAAAAAGGCCCUGACCAAUCAAAGGAUAGGCCAUUUCUUCUUCUGGCAUCUCAAGUCAGAAAUGCACAACAAAACUGUGAGCCAGAGGUUUGGGCUGCUGCUGGAGGCUUACUGCAGGGCUUGUGGCAUGUACCUCAAACACCUGAGCAGGCAGGUGGAAGCCAUGGAGAAGCUUAUCAACCUCACCGACAUACUCAAACAGGAAAAGAAGGAUGAGACACAAAAGGUCCAGAUGAAGUUUCUUGUAGACCAGAUGAAGAGACCCGACUACAUGGACGCUCUGCAGAGCUUCACCUCUCCACUCAACCCUGCACAUCAGCUGGGAAAUCUGAGGUUGGAGGAGUGCAGGAUCAUGUCAUCCGCAAAGAGACCGCUGUGGCUCAACUGGGAGAAUCCUGACAUCAUGUCCGAGUUACUGUUUCAGAAUAAUGAGAUCAUCUUCAAAAACGGAGAUGAUUUGCGGCAGGAUAUGCUGACGCUGCAGAUAAUCAGAAUCAUGGAGAACAUUUGGCAGAACCAGGGACUGGACCUACGGAUGCUCCCCUACGGCUGUCUGUCUCUGGGAGACUGCGUGGGCCUGAUAGAGGUGGUUCGAAACUCCCACACCAUCAUGCAGAUUCAGUGCAAAGGAGGCUUGAAAGGAGCCUUGCAGUUCAACUCCAACACGCUGCAUCAGUGGCUCAAGGACAAAAACAAAGGAGAGACGUAUGACAUGGCUGUGGAUCUGUUUACGAGGUCCUGCGCUGGCUACUGUGUAGCCACGUUUAUUCUGGGGAUCGGAGACCGGCACAACAGCAACAUUAUGGUCAAAGAUGACGGACAGUUGUUUCAUAUAGAUUUUGGCCAUUUCUUGGAUCACAAGAAGAAGAAAUUUGGCUACAAGAGAGAGCGAGUCCCGUUCGUACUGACUCAAGACUUCCUCAUCGUCAUCAGUAAGGGAUCCCAGGAGUGCACAAAGACCAAAGAGUUUGAAAGGUUCCAGGAAAUGUGCUACAAAGCGUACCUGGCCAUCCGCCAGCACGCCAACCUCUUCAUCAACCUGUUCUCCAUGAUGCUGGGCUCCGGCAUGCCCGAGCUGCAGUCGUUCGACGACAUCGCCUACAUCCGGAAGACGCUGGCGCUGGAGAAAACCGAGCAGGAGGCUUUGGAUUAUUUCAUGAAGCAGAUGAACGACGCCCACCAUGGAGGUUGGACCACCAAGAUGGACUGGAUUUUCCACACGAUUCGGCAGCAUGCACUAAACUAAACGCAUUAAACUCAACAUGGAGUAUUUAUUACUACACUUUUUGAAGGGAUUUAUUUUUCCAUUCACGGCAAACUAUGAAACUCUAUGAAGUUUGCCUUUUGAUUAAUUUUUGAAGCACUUUUUCCCUUGUUUUGUAAACGAGGUUCUGGGUUUUCCUCCAUUUUCCUUUUUGUUUGCCUUUAUUCAGGGUGUGCUGCUUUUGUCAGUGUGUCAAAUUUUCCUCAGGACCCUGACGGUAAUAACCUUCCCCAGACUUUCAUGUUUGAAAAAAAAAAAAAAAAAGGAAAUUUCUUCCCUUAUUUUGCUGCGCUUUAAAUAAAUU